UUAAGGGAACGUGGCUUUUCCCCGCAGCGCCCGUCUUAGCGUCUGCGUCUCCGCUGCGGCGGCCGGAGCUGGAGUCGGACCCCGAGCGCAGCGUCGCCAUGGACUCGGCCCUCAGCGACCCGCACAACGGCAGCGCGGAGGGAGGCGGCGCAGCCAACGGCACGACGCGGCCGCCUUCCACGCCCGAGGGCAUCGCGCUGGCCUACGGCAGCCUCCUGCUCAUGGCGCUGCUGCCCAUCUUCUUCGGUGCCCUGCGCUCGGUGCGCUGCGCCCGCGGCAAGAACGCCUCGGACAUGCCGGAGACUAUCACCAGCCGGGACGCCGCCCGCUUCCCCAUCAUCGCCAGCUGCACGCUCUUGGGGCUCUAUCUCUUUUUCAAAGUUUAUUUUCCCAAUAAAAGUUACACAGGCUCAGUGUUGAAAACGUGGAAAACACAGAAAAGUAAAAAGGGGAAAACAGCAGUCAUCCAAAACCCCACUACCAGAGACAAUCACAGAUUCCCUUUGGAGAUAUUCUCCCAGGAGUACAUCAACCUCUUGCUGUCCAUGUAUUUCUUCGUGCUGGGGAUCCUGGCCCUGUCCCACACCAUCAGCCCCUUCAUGAAUAAGUUUUUUCCAGCCAACUUUCCAAAUCGACAGUACCAGCUGCUCUUCACACAGGGCUCUGGGGAGAACAAGGAAGAGAUCAUCAAUUAUGAAUUUGACGCCAAGGACCUGGUAUGCCUGGGCCUGAGCAGCAUCGUUGGCGUCUGGUACCUGCUGAGGAAGCACUGGAUUGCCAACAAUCUCUUUGGCCUGGCCUUCUCCCUCAACGGGGUGGAGCUCUUGCACCUGAACAACGUGAGCACCGGCUGCAUCCUGCUGGGUGGACUCUUCAUCUACGAUGUCUUCUGGGUAUUUGGCACCAACGUGAUGGUGACAGUGGCCAAGUCCUUUGAGGCACCAAUAAAAUUGGUGUUUCCCCAGGACCUGCUGGAGAAGGGCCUAGAAGCGGACAACUUUGCCAUGCUGGGACUCGGAGAUAUCGUCAUUCCUGGGAUCUUCAUUGCCUUGCUGCUACGGUUUGACAUCAGCUUAAAGAAGAACACUCACACCUACUUCUACACCAGCUUUGCAGCCUACAUCUUCGGCCUGGGCCUCACCAUCUUCAUCAUGCACAUCUUCAAGCAUGCCCAGCCUGCCCUCUUGUACCUGGUCCCCGCCUGCAUUGGCUUUCCUGUCCUGGUGGCACUGGCGAAGGGGGAAGUGACGGAGAUGUUCAGCUACGAGUCCUCGGCGGAAAUCCUGCCUCACACCCCGAGGCUCACCCACUUCCCCACAGUCUCGGGCUCCCCCGCCAGCCUGGCCGACUCCAUGCAGCAGAAGCUAGCUGGCCCUCGCCGCCGGCGCCCGCAGAAUCCCAGCGCCAUUGGAAGGUCCAAGAAGCUUAAAGUUAAUCCACCCAAGCCCAACCUCUCCUCCAUCUGCCGCUGCCCUCCACUACCUCUUGGCACCACCAGGCACAGAAAAAGGAGAGCAACCUGUCUGAGAAGGGCAUACGGUGGGGCCGGGGCCAAGCCUGGAAGAUGCUGGGCCGUGAAUGCCAGUUAUGAGGAGUCAAAUCCUAAGGAUGCAGCAGCAGUGACAGAGGGAUCCAAAGAGGGAACAGAGGCCUUGGCAUCGAAGGGGCUGGAGAAGAAGGAGAAAUGAUACAGCUGGGGCCUGACCCUCUGAGGGCCAGGCCAGGCAGGCGGAGGCAGGCCAGUACAGGCCUGCACGGGCAGAGGGCGCCGGAGGCCGAGGGUGCGGGAGGCUGGGCAGCUCCAGCAGAGGGGCGGGGGCAACAGGAUCCCUCCUGCGGGGACUCCCAUGGCCUGGUUCCCUCAUCCCCCUUCUCUGGCCUUCCUCUGCCCCUUCUCAUCCCCUGCAGGCAAAAGAAGCCCCAACUCCCCCACCCUCCCAGAUGCCAGGCGGGAAAAGUGGGUCUGAUUUUUAGAUUUUUGUAUUGUGGACUGACUUUGCCUUACAUUAAAAAUUCAUCCCAGGAUCCCCUGGGUAGCUCA
This is a messenger RNA of Neogale vison (American mink), 2041 nucleotides long. RefSeq names its product histocompatibility minor 13 (gene HM13). Gene Ontology annotation, biological process: membrane protein proteolysis. Bases 99 to 1688 code for a protein of 529 amino acids. The transcript has 15 exons. Gene Ontology annotation, molecular function: aspartic endopeptidase activity, intramembrane cleaving. The record is from RefSeq and is a predicted model, not a curated record. Lineage: Eukaryota; Metazoa; Chordata; Mammalia; Carnivora; Mustelidae. Gene Ontology annotation, cellular component: membrane; lumenal side of endoplasmic reticulum membrane; cytoplasmic side of endoplasmic reticulum membrane.